AUGGUCAUGCCAGAGUCUAUAAAAUACCUCGACGCCAAAGCUCGAGUGGUUCGAGCACUCGGCCGCAUUACGAGGUUCACACAGGCAACCAAUGAAUAUCUCGCAGACCAAACCAGUACAAGCAAACGGGCAAAGGUCGAAACCAUGCUCUUAGAAGUAAAUGAUCUACGUGCCAAUGUUGAUCAAGAUAUCCAAGUUAUGGAGACAGCAGUAGGAUCAAAGACAUCGCCUAUCGACGUCACUGACAAUACAUGCAGCACUUCCCUGAGCGAUUCAUUUGACCAACUAUAUUACGAUCUUAUUGCUAUGGCUCACUUACAUACGAUUCCAUUAACUAAAGAACAUGAAAUUUCACAAAACCAGACAACUCAAUUUGGAAACUCGUCGAUCUAUCAACUACCGAAACGGAAAUUCCCCACCUUCUCCGGAAGUCUAAAAGAGUACCAAGGCUUUGAAGAUCUGUUUAAUUCAAUUUUGUCGCAUACUCCAGAACUCCAGGACGUUGAAAAAUUUGAAUAUUUAAAGACAUCUUUAGAAGGAGAAGCACUCUCUCUGGUAUCGCAUCUAUCGUUGACCUCAGCCAAUUACCAAAGUGCGUGGAAAAUCCUACGAAGUCGGUACGGGAACAAACGUGAUUUGGCACGUAUCCAUUUGGAUGCACUUUUAGCACCUCAAAAGGUUACAUUUGCCAACGCCGCAUCAAUUAAACACGUGAUUAACAUCAUUCAAGAACAUACAGCUGCGUUGGACAACCUGAAUUUUAUCACUCGUCAGUGGGGGCCAAUUCUGGUGCACAUAUUCGAACAACACCUCGAUUAUGAGUUACGUUCUCGCUGGGAGUUACGGGUAGGAGAAAACUAUUCGCCCCAGGUCAGCGAAUUUGUGGAUUUUUUACACACUCACAUCCGAUCGGCAGAAGUCCACCCGUCUAGCUCGACGUCAACGAAUGAGGCACCACCAACUUCAUUUAAAAACUCUAAUACUAAAGCUCGCCAUCGUCCCGUUGCCAAAGUUCUAACUACAACAGCUCCACAGACGCCCAUUACUAAAUGUGCGCUAUGCAAAACGGUCCAUUCAAUACGUCAAUGUUCAGUUUUCCUCAAGGAACCUCCCACUGAACGAUUCAAAAUAACAAAGACGUUAGAUCUUUGCAUAAAUUGUUUGGGCUCCGGUCAUUCAUCUGCAGCAUGUCCUUCGAAAAGCUCGUGUAAAUCCUGCCGUAAACGUCAUCAUUCAUUGCUUCAUUUUCCAGAACAAAAGACAUCAACAAAUGAUGUUGUUUCACCAAUUUCAAUGGUAGCGGUACAUCCACGACCACAAUCCAUUCUAUUAUCAACCUUACUCGUCAAUAUCUCGUCAAUCCAUAAGGAAACCUACACUUUUCGAGCACUGUUGGAUACAGGAUCCCAAGUGAGCUUCAUUACCAAAAAAUGUGCCGAUCGACUGUCAUUAGUUCAACGCCGCUGUUCUGCCAGAGUGAACACUUUCUCAGGGGCAUCAAUUAAUGCAGUGUCUGGCAUAUCAUCGAUCAAGCUGGCACCAGUAGGGAAAACUGAGCCUUGCAUCCCACUCGACGUCUUCAUUGUCAGUAAAAUUACUGAUGCAACACCGCAGUCUAGUUAUUCAUCUACUUCAUGGUCACACGUAAAAAACUUGGAUUUAGCUGACCCAACAUUUCACACUCCCGGCCCAGUUGACAUCUUACUCGGGGCAGAUGUCGCACCAACCAUACUGACUGGUACUCGCAUUGCAGGACAACCAUUACAACCGACCGCUUUCGGAACGAUAUUUGGAUGGAUCUUGAUGGGUCCAAUAUCACCAACAUCCAGCAACCAAAUGACCUCAUUGUUAGUAACCACGAAUACGACAUUAGAAAAAACGCUAACAAAGUUUUGGGAGAUGGAGGAACUCCCAAAGGUAAAACAUCUAAGUCCUGAUGAAAUUCAGGCGGAGACCAUCUUUACAUCUUCAAUCAAACGUCUACCCUCGGGACGGUUUAGUGUUGCCUUGCCAUUUAAACAUUUACGUCCAAUACUAGGUGACUCCAAAGGUGGAGCGCUCAGAAGAUUUCAUGCUCUCGAAAGGCGUAUGGCUCAAGAUCCAACCUUGGGCAAAAAAUACUCAGAUUUCAUGCAAGACUACUUGGAAAGUAAACACAUGGAAGUAGUUCCCGAGAGCAAUAAAAUCACUCCCUAUUGCUAUUAUAUACCACAUCAUUGUAUCCUGCGUCCGGAAAGUCAAACUACAAAGCUUCGGGUAGUUUUUGACGCCUCAUCUCGAACUACUUCUGGACAGUCAUUAAAUUCCAGCGUGUACACUGGACAGAAGUUACAGCAAGAAAUUACCAACAUUCUGAUUCGAGCUCGAGUACACAAGUUUUUAUUCACUGCGGAUAUCAAACAAAUGUACCGACAAAUCCAAAUUCAUGCAACCGAUCGAGACUAUUUACGCAUACUUUGGCGUUUUGAACCAGACUCACCAAUUCAAGAAUAUCGCCUAUGUACGGUUACAUAUGGCACCUCUUGUGCUCCACACCAAGCACUACGCACGAUGCAAUAUCUGGCGACAAUAGAAGAGUCAAGGUUUCCAAUUGCUGCUAAAGUGCUGAAGAAUGACAUGUUUGUUGACGACAUUCUUACAGGAGCUCAGUCAGAAGAGGAGACCCUGUUCUGCCAACAACAGGUGAUAGCUCUGUGUGCUCAGGGGAAGUUCCAACUAAGGAAGUGGGCUAGUAAUCUACCCAGCAUCUUACAAGCAGUACCCGCUACUGAAUGCUCUAUGGAUCCCGCUGUACUAUUUGAUGACGAAGGGCAAGCAAUACUCAAGAUCCUCGGCAUGCAUUGGAACCCUACACAGGACUACUUUUCGUACCACUAUCAUAGUCCAAGCCUCACAACAACAAAACGUUCGGUCUUAUCAGAUAUGGCACGUAUCUUCGACCCAUUGGGUUUCUUAGCACCCGUCACCUUCCUGGCCAAAUAUGUAAUGCAAUUACUAUGGACGUCUGGAAUUGGUUGGGACGAUCUCGUCCCGGAACAAAUACUAACGAUUUGGAAGCGAUAUCAACAGGAGCUUAAAAGCAUACAAACAUUAACUAUUCCUCGUCGAAUCACGAUAGAUGGGCAUCCAACAUAUGAGUUACAUACAUUUUCCGAUAGCUCAGAAAAGGGUUAUGCUGCAGUCGUGUAUCUGCGUUGUAUUAGUGGUUCCACGAUUCAGUGUCACCUCAUCACAGCAAAAUCAAAGGUAGCUCCACUUAAACACGUCACCAUUCCACGGUUGGAACUUUGCGGAACGCUACUUGCUGCAAAAUUGUUGCAUUCAGUCCAUCACAUUUUCGCUUCAAUUAUAUCCAUCACUACAAUGCACGCGUGGACUGACUCAACCACCGCUCUGUCUUGGAUAAAAUCAUCGCCUCAUCGUUGGGCAACAUUCGUCGCCAAUCGUACAAGUCAACUACAGGAACUUACACCACCAUCUAUAUGGCGUUAUGUUCCCACAAAUGACAACCCUGCUGACUGUGCCUCAAGGGGGCUCUAUCCAUCUGAGGUUCUUCAUCAUCCACUCUGGUGGUCUGGUCCCAGAUUUCUCUACCAAGACCAUAAUACAUGGCCACCAACAGUUAUCAACAACGAUCCUGAUACGACAAAUUCGGAAGAACGUAAAACUACUCUAGUAGUCACACUACAUCAGACUGUCAUCGAAGAUCUAUUAAAUAAAUAUUCAUCACUCGCUACAAUCAUACAUGUUGUCGCAUACUGUUCAAGAAUCUUUACCAAAUCUAAACCAAUAACCAUAAAGUUGUCUCCUCAUGAACAAGUAGAUGCCUUGCAACGGAUCAUUCGAACAGUACAAGGGCAAUCAUUUUCGGAUGAGUUUGACAAAACAGGUAAUUACUCCUAUGCAAACACUAGCAAAUUACGAAAACUCAGUCCGUUUCGAGAUGAUCACGGAAUAAUACGUGUUGGUGGUCGUCUAAAUCAUGCACCGAUUCCAUAUGCACAGAAGCAUCCAAUACUUCUGCCACGUUCCCACCGACUAACGAACCUACUCAUUGAUGAUUUUCAUAAAGAACACAAACAUCCCGGUGCCACUACUCUGCAAACAAUAAUUGCACAACAGUAUUGGAUAAUAUCUGGUCGCCAAGUCAUUAGAUCCCGAUUAAGACUCUGUAUUGCUUGCUACAAGACGCGCCCACGCAAUCCACAGCCUUUUAUGGGUGACAUGCCCAAAUAUCGUCUGCAACAGAUAAAACCAUUUAUGACAACAGGCGUAGACUAUGCCGGCCCAAUCAUUUUAAAGUCCUCUACAACACGUCGAACGGUGCCCAGUCAAGCAUACAUCUGUUUAUUUGUGUGUAUGACCACCAAGGCAUUACAUUUGGAAGUGGCCUCAGAUUUGUCAUCCGAAACCUUUCUGAUGGCGUUUUGUCGUUUCAUCUCCAGACGCGGACCGAUUGAACAAAUACACAGUGACUGCGGAACAAAUUUCAAGGGGGCGGCUAACCUAUUACAGCCCGUCGAUCAAUUCACCCAUUCCAAGGAGUAUCAGAAUCAGUGUCAGGCAUAUCUAACGGCUCGGAAUAUCAGUUGGCAUUUUAACCCCCCUUCCGCACCACAUUUUGGAGGAUUAUGGGAGGCUGGGGUCAAAUCAGUCAAAACACUGUUAUACAGAACCCUUGGGUUGCAACGACUAACAUACGAAGAAUUGAGCACAUUGCUGAGUCGCAUUGAAGCUACUUUAAACUCACGUCCACUGGGUGCCCUAAGUUCUGAUCCAUCCGAAUUUGAGGCCCUUACUCCAAGUCACUUUCUCACUCUUAUGUCCAGUACAGCCACUGUCGAACCUAAUUUAGAGAAAAUUCCUCUAUCUCAUUUUCAACGUUGGAGACUAAUUAAGGACCUCCAAGUCCACUUCUGGAAACGAUGGCAAAACGAGUAUUUGCAAACUCUCCAAAGACGCAGCAAAUGGACAAACCAUAGUGACAACUUGAAAACCAAUACCUUGGUCCUAAUACGAGAACCAACACCUCCACUUCUAUGGAAACUUGGUCGGAUUCUCCAGGUGCACCCCGGCCAAGAUGGGAUUGUUCGAGUUGCUACCGUCCAAACCAGCACCGGAAUCAUCAAGAGACCAAUCGUGAAACUCUGUCCACUUCCAACCUGUUAA
Messenger RNA from Metopolophium dirhodum (rose-grain aphid), 5169 nucleotides. RefSeq lists its product as uncharacterized. Gene Ontology annotation, molecular function: nucleic acid binding. Lineage: Eukaryota; Metazoa; Arthropoda; Insecta; Hemiptera; Aphididae. The transcript has a single exon. The record is from RefSeq and is a predicted model, not a curated record. The coding region runs from base 1 to 5169 and encodes 1722 amino acids. Gene Ontology annotation, biological process: DNA integration.